AUGCUACAGCAAGGGGGAACCAGGACAACGGGUCAGAUGGACAUCAUCAUCAUUAUCACCAUCAUCAUCCACACCCUGAAAAUGAGAACCAAGCUCAACACCAGCGCUGCUGACCUGAGAUUGAAAAUCAUGGACAGACUACCAAAACCAAGUGAAGAACCUGAAAGUGUGGCAGCCAUUUUGCUACUGGCACUCAUCAUCUCCAUUUCUUUGACCAAGGCGCAGGUGGACAGCAAGUUCUCUACAGUUGAGACGGAAAUGAGCAACUUGACUCUGUCACUACAGUCUCUGACCUCCAAAAUACAGCAACUGGAGAAGCAAGGACAUGAAAUUUACUGGAAGUCUAGAGAGAUGAAGGAGGACCUAGAGACGGAACAGAGACACAUUAAUGACCUGGUUAGUCCUAUAGAAGCUCUCAGUGAUCAGAUUACUCAGCUGCAGUGCAGGCUCAAAAAACACAACAGUACCCAAGAGCAAUGUUGUCCAGUCAAAUGGAUGUUCUUUUCGUCCCACUGUUAUUUUUUCUCUGAUUAUGGAAUGUCAUGGAAUGAAGCACGAGAUAAAUGUGAGAGCACCAGAGCAGAACUGCUGAUCCUCAAGAGCAAAGAAGAGAAGGAGUUUGUGAUCAGCCGUACUACUCCUCACUACUACUGGCUGGGUCUGACUGAUGAGAGGACAGGACAGUGGGAGUGGCUAGAUGGAACACCCUAUGUGAUGGUCAAAAGUGAAUGGAUGCCCGGCCAGCCUGAUAACUGGGAGGCUCAUGGUUUGGGUGGAGGGGAAGACUGUGCUCACUUCCACAGAGACGGCAGAUACAACGAUGACCACUGCUCUCGUGACUAUCGUUUUGUCUGCAAAUCCCACGCAAUCACAUCUGAUCAGUGAACACAUACACUUAUCUCAUAACACAUAAUGCACAUAAUAAGACACAAAUGAAACGUUCAAAAAUGAACACAGUUAUUAUCUCAUAACACAUCAUUUAUUUCAUUCACUCAUUCACCUCAUCUAGAGUAAUUUGUUAAGUGGUUUCUACUCUGUACACACUGCAGUCUAAGUCUCGCAUUAUAAUUAUUCUUUUACAUAAUAAUGUAUUUUCUCCUUGUAAGAACUCUUGUGUAGGUUCAACUAAUGCACAGGAACCCUGGUAUUCAACAAAUAAUACACUUCUUACA
Molecule: messenger RNA, 1172 nt
Organism: Electrophorus electricus (electric eel)
Lineage: Eukaryota; Metazoa; Chordata; Actinopteri; Gymnotiformes; Gymnotidae
Source: RefSeq, a predicted model, not a curated record